AUGCCCCACUAUGACGGACUUUUCCACUUUAUCUGGACACUUCCUUUUACUCUACUCGUUUUCUCAGGAUCAUCACAACCCCGUCCAACUGCUCUCCCAGUAAUCGACCACUCAACAGCAACAAGUAUGAGCUGGUUCCAGAAGCAAUUCACCCUGCCCGCCAAGUCGCGAGGAUCUUACCUUAUCACUGAUCAGGUUGUCUCUUCUCUUCCUGAGAUUCGUGACUUCAAAGUUGGCCUUUUGAAUCUUUUCGUUCAGCACACAAGCUGUGCUCUGAGCUUAAACGAGAACUGGGACUCUGAUGUUCGUGAGGACAUGAGUGAUGCUCUGGACAGAAUUGCUCCGGCCGAGGGACCAAAAGGAGAGGCCCUUUACCGACAUGAUGCUGAGGGUCCUGACGACAUGCCUGCUCAUAUCAAAUCUGCACUCAUUGGAGCGAGUGUCACCAUCCCCAUCAAGGAUGGAAAGCUGGCUACUGGAACAUGGCAAGGAAUCUGGUAUCUCGAGUUCCGCGCAGCCCGCCAUCAGCGACGAGUCGUCGCAACUAUCCAGGGGGAAAAGGCUUAAGAAAAAUAUACAGUGGAAAUACGCAUUGAUGUAUAAAAAUAGAAUGUUGAUCCUUUAAAGU
Fusarium graminearum PH-1 is the source of this 628-nucleotide messenger RNA. RefSeq lists its product as uncharacterized. Lineage: Eukaryota; Fungi; Ascomycota; Sordariomycetes; Hypocreales; Nectriaceae. The record is from RefSeq and is a predicted model, not a curated record. Bases 1 to 567 code for a protein of 188 amino acids. The transcript has 5 exons.